AUGUCUGCACCAUUGCCGAUCGCCCUUGUGUUUGGUGCCGGUCAAAACGUAGGAGCUAGUGUCGUCAAGGCCUUCUCUGCCAAAGGGUACAGGGUAGCAACAGUGUCGCGGACAGCUAGAGCAGACACGAGCGACAAGCGACUCCACAUCCAGGCUGACCUGGAGUAUCCCGAAAGCGUGUCAACAGUUUUCGAAACCGUCCGCAAGCAGCUUGGCCAUCCAAGCGUAGUUAUCUACAAUGCCGCCGUGGCAUCGUUCGUCAACAAGGACAACCCAUUGGAGAUUUCUAUCAAGGAUGCCAUCCGUGAUAUGAAUGUCAAUGCAUUUAGCGCUCUCGCUGCAGCAAAGGAAGCCGUCAAGUCCUUCGACGCAUUGCCAAAGGACACUGCGAGGACCUUUAUCUUCACUGGAAACAUCACGAACAGUCAGCCAAUCCCAGCAUUAAUGAGUCACGGAAUGGGAAAGAGUGCUACUGCACACAUGAUACAGACAGCAGCGUCAGUCUAUGCGGACCGCGGAUACAGUUUCUAUUACGCAGAUGAACGCCACGCUGAUGGCACUGCUGUGUACAGUGCUAUUGAUGGAGAGGCACAUGGGAAAUUUUAUGUGGAGCUUUCUGAGAAGAACCAAGGCCCAUGGCUGGCGACGUUCGUCAAAGGCACCGGUUACACUGACUUUUCUGUGCGAUCAAACAUGUAG
Molecule: messenger RNA, 699 nt
Organism: Fonsecaea nubica
Lineage: Eukaryota; Fungi; Ascomycota; Eurotiomycetes; Chaetothyriales; Herpotrichiellaceae
Exons: 3
Coding region: 1-699 (232 amino acids)
Source: RefSeq, a predicted model, not a curated record